AGUAUAUAAAUGGCCACAUAAACCUAGAUUAAAACAUAAACUAUUCAGACUUCAAAACAGUCUAAACACACAACAGCAACACAGACCUCUUUGUCGUUUCUUUUCUUCGUAAGCUUCAAUAAAAAGGAUAAUCAAAAUGUUCAAAUUGGUGGUGUUGUCUGCUCUCUUGGCCGUAGCUGCUGCUCGUCCCGGUUACUUGGCUGGUCAUGGUCCUGUGCUUGUGGCUGGUCCUACCCAUGUCAUUCAUGAGCCUGCCUAUGCCAAAGUUGGUGCCAUUGUCAAAUCCGUACCCACUGCCGUGUCGCAUCAAUCCAUUAGCCAGGUCCACAGCUCAGCUCAUGUUGUGCAACCCAUUGUGGCACCGGUAAUUAAGACCACUUAUGCUGCAGCUCCCUUGGCCCUGCAUGCCAGUUAUCAUGCUCCAGUUUUGCCUUUGGCCCAUGGCUAUGCUCAUCCCUGGUAAACAAGGAAGACUCACGCUGAUAGAAGGGGUGUUGUAUGGAUCUGUUAUGGCUAUGGACUUAAAUUCUCCCAACUUUGGCCUAUCCUGCCCUAGUUGUAAUCCGGUACUGAACAGUUGGACAUGAUGUCGUUUUUUCCACUACCACAACCACAUGGAUCACAUACUGUUUCGCCUAAGCUACUACACUGCUCUUUCCGAUCCAUCAUUGCCAUAAAAUCAUGUUCAUUUGUCAUAUUUUAAUAUAUUCUUUUUAUUUGUAUAUACCUUUUGUAUUUAUUAUGUUUAUCCUCAUAUUUUAUCGCCCUCUACCCUCCCCACAAACUUUAGUGAAUGUACGUUUGUUCUUUAAAAUAUUUCCAAAAAAUCCGAAAUUUUCAUAUUUUUUUAUCCAAAAAUCCUUUUGACUGAUAAUACAAUAAUUUUUUUUGUCAUAAAGAAAAAUAAAAAUCAAGAAGAUUUGUAAAAA
Musca domestica (house fly) is the source of this 929-nucleotide messenger RNA. RefSeq names its product neuropeptide-like 3. The record is from RefSeq and is a predicted model, not a curated record. The transcript has 2 exons. The coding region runs from base 137 to 463 and encodes 108 amino acids. NCBI's taxonomy places the organism in Eukaryota, Metazoa, Arthropoda, Insecta, Diptera, Muscidae.